UUACCAUCAUCCACUUGAGUUUCAUAACACCAAACCAAAACUCACCACCAACAAAAUCCUCUUCCUAAAACCCUAUACCCUAUACAAUACAACAUUUUACAUUUUUCAUUGUAGAACAAAAUUCCAAUGAAUGUUACUCGUUCUGCUCUGAAGCUCCAUCUUCAAACCUCACCAAUUCGCUACCAAUUCUUCUUCUCACGCUUCAACAAUGCUCUUCGCAAUCCCACUUCGUCUUCUUCUCUGUUCAAUUUCAAAGCAAAGCGCUUCUUUUCUGUAACCCUUCCACGCCAAACGCAGAAGCAACCCUUUGUUGGAACCGCCGUUUCAUCAACUUCGUCGGAAGAUUUCAAAGGCCGUGACACUUUCUUUGCUGAAGAUAACGUUUCGUGGAGUUCACUUGGCUUAUCUGAUACAAUCUCUGGUGCUCUCUCUAGUAUUGGUCUUAAAACACCUUCUCUUGUUCAGGCUUCUUCUAUACCACCUGUUUUGUCAGGGAAGGAUGUAGUUAUUGCCGCGGAGACCGGAAGUGGCAAGACAUACAGUUAUCUACUUCCUCUCAUUGAUAAGCUGAGGGACGCACAGGAACAAUCUUUGGAUGUUGUAUCUGACAAAGAAGUCUAUCCACCGGCUGGGAAUAUUCUACUUGUGCUUUGUCCAAAUGUGCAACUGUGCGAGCAGGUAGUUAAGAUGGCUAAUAGUCUCUGUAGCGACAAUGGUGGAACCAUUGUUAAUGCGGCGUCCAUUUGUGGAAGACAGGGAUGGCCGAUUCGGGAACCUGAUAUCAUUGUGACAACACCUGCUGCUCUUCUCAAUCAUGUUGACGUUGAUAGAAGGCGGCGCAUGGAAUUUAUGCGCGGUGUCAAAUAUGUGGUGUUUGAUGAAGCUGAUAUGCUUCUUUGUGGAAGCUUCCAGAAUAAAGUAAUCCGCCUCAUUCAAUUACUCCGCUAUGAUGAAAAACUCUUGUCUCGAUCAAAAACACCAGUAUCAGAGUUGGCAACGAAGCUGGAGGAAUCUUCUUUGUCGACGGACGAUGCUUUGGAUUUGGAAGGUGAAGAUGAACUUCCACCUGAAGCCAUCUCAGACGAAGAUGAUGAUGAUAAAGAGGAUAUUGUCAUUAUUAAUGACGAAGCUGAAUCUGUUAAGAAAACAAGAAGAGAGUGGAGGAGAGUGAGGAAACAUUAUGAGCGUAGUAAACAGUAUGUUUUUGUUGCAGCUACACUUCCAGUGAAUGGAAAGAAAACAGCUGGUGCAUUAUUAAAACACAUGUUUUCUGAUGCUGAGUGGGUUAGUGGAAACUAUCUUCAUCGUCACAAUCCAAGAUUGAAGCAAAGAUGGAUAGAAGUGAGCGUUGAUACACAGGUGAAAGAACUCAUAAAUGCUGUGAAUCACGGUUUAGAAUCUGAAGAUUUGGAUACUGAUGGUGGCAUUCAUAGAACAAUGGUGUUUGCCAACACUGUUGAGGCUGCUGAAGCUGUGGCAAAGAUAUUGAACUAUACUGGGCUUGAAUGUUUACGUUAUCAUAAGAAUUGCACAUUGGAAGAGCGAGCACAGACAUUAGUUGAUUUCCACGAGAAAGGUGGUGUUCUUGUAUGUACUGAUGCAGCUGCUCGUGGUGUGGAUAUUCCAAAUGUCUUGCAUGUUAUUCAGGCGGAUUUUGCUACUUCUGCUGUAGACUUUUUGCAUAGGAUCGGUCGUACAGCUAGAGCUGGUCAAAACGGACUAGUUACUAGCAUGUACACCGAGUCCAACAGGGAGCUUGUACAGGCAGUUCGUCAAGCAGGGGAACUCGGUCUACCUGUGGAGACCGCAUUUAGCAGGAAAAGAAGCUUCCGUAACAAGCUUAAAAAGAAAGCAAAUGCUGACAAAGUUAGAGAUUCAGCAGCCAUUGAAAAGAGUGUUCCAGCUUGAGAGAACACAAGGCCGUUGCACGAAAGUCAGAAAAUGGCACAGGUGCAGCAACAUAACAUAUAUUGAUUCCUAACAUUUUAUGGGGAUUGUGUAAGUUAUAGAUAUCAUUGUUACAUUUUUGUUUCCAUCAUUUUCCAAAUAGAUAGUGUGAUCAUAAGUAACUGAUAAAUUUUUCUCUUCCCUUGUGUAAAUUAUUACGAAAAUUAUACUAUUCUCCAUCUUAUCUCUUCAUUACUUAUGAUUAUAACUCAAUGUAAGAGGCAAGACCAUCUAAUGACA
Lathyrus oleraceus (garden pea) is the source of this 2187-nucleotide messenger RNA. Its product is annotated as DEAD-box ATP-dependent RNA helicase 22. NCBI's taxonomy places the organism in Eukaryota, Viridiplantae, Streptophyta, Magnoliopsida, Fabales, Fabaceae. Bases 127 to 1908 code for a protein of 593 amino acids. The record is from RefSeq and is a predicted model, not a curated record. Gene Ontology annotation, molecular function: ATP binding; RNA helicase activity; nucleic acid binding. The transcript has 8 exons.